Messenger RNA from Panicum hallii, 1461 nucleotides. RefSeq names its product acyl transferase 15-like. The coding region runs from base 35 to 1288 and encodes 417 amino acids. Lineage: Eukaryota; Viridiplantae; Streptophyta; Magnoliopsida; Poales; Poaceae. The record is from RefSeq and is a predicted model, not a curated record. The transcript has a single exon.
CGUUUCUCGAGAGAACCAUAUCGAUCACAGCACAAUGAGCGCAGCGGUGGUGGUGACCAAGUCCUCGCCGGUGCUCGUCGUCCCAUCGGAGUCGGAGACGGCGGCGGCUCCGGUGAUAGCUGCCGACACAGUCGCCCUCUCCUCGUUCGACCUGUGGAUGCUGCCAUUUCCGAUGAAGCUGCUGCUCGCGUUCGACCGUCCGAUCCACGAGCCCGUGGAGACGAUCAAGAGGGGCCUGUCGCGGGCGCUGGCUCACUACCGCCCCGCCGCCGGCCGCCUCGACGGCAGGGGCGGCAUCGCGUGCACCGGCGAGGGCGUGGCGUUCGUGGGAGCGUCGGCCGGCUGCGCGCUGGACGAGGCCGUGGCCACGCUGCCGCAGAUGGACCUCACCGCCCGCUGCCCCGGCGUGCUAUGCCACGACGCUGACCCUUUGCUGCUGUUGCAGGUCACGGAGUUCUCCUGCGGCGGGUUCGCCGUCGGCGUCACGUGGAACCACGUCCUGGCAGACGGCGCGGGGAUUGGGCAGUUCCUGCAGGCCGUCGGCGAGCUCGCGCGGGGUGUGUCGCCGCCGUCCGUCGUCCCCGUUCGGCGCUGGGACGACUCGGUCCCGGGCCUCCCGUCGUCCAUGGUCGCAGCGAAGAAGUCGACGGUCGAUGACAACGGAACCCAGUACCUGGUCCGCCAUGACAUCGCCGUGCCGUUGACCCUGAUCGGCCGCAUCAAGGCCGAGACCGGCUGCACGUCGUUCGAGGCCGUCGCGGCGGUGAUCUGGCGGUGCCGCACCCGCGCGGCCAUGUCUCCCGGCGAGACAACCGCGCCGCUCUCCUUCCCGUGCAACGCGCGCGCUCUCGUCGGCGCCACGGCCGGCUACUACGGCAACUGCAUCGUCGGGCAGACGGUGCCGGCUACGAGCGGCGCGGUGGCGAGCAGCAGCCUCGCCGACCUUGCCCGCCUCAUCAGGCGCGCCAAGGAGAAGGUGCCGGACCUGCUGUCCGGCUCCAGCGACGGCGAGGCCGCAGCACCCGACGGCGGCGCCGAAGUGCAGCAGCUCGAGUGGUACAACGGGCUCGCCGUGGUAAGCUGGCUGAACCUGGGUUUCGAGGCGGCGGACUUCGGCGGCGGCGGCGCGGCGCGCGUGAUGUGGCACGAGGAGCGGACGCUGCUGCCGGGCUGCAUGGUGUGCCCGCCGUGCCGGGGGGACGCCAUGAACGUGUCGUCGCUUUGCGUGAAGCCGGAGCACGCCGACGCCUUCCUCGGGGAGCUCGCGAGGUUGACCACAGCUACGUAGUCGAGCCAUGAUAAGUCUGCGGUUCAAUAAAAGGCAGAUAGUUUGGACUUUGGACGGCAGCUACAUAGUUGACUGUAUUUAUUGUUCGACAAUUUCAAAUUAGCGUGGAUGAUGUACCCUAUGCGACUGAGCUUUAAAAUUUUAGUCAACCGAGCGUGGUAACUUUUUCUUUA